This is a messenger RNA of Colletotrichum destructivum, 1739 nucleotides long. Its product is annotated as Putative S-adenosyl-L-methionine-dependent methyltransferase superfamily. NCBI's taxonomy places the organism in Eukaryota, Fungi, Ascomycota, Sordariomycetes, Glomerellales, Glomerellaceae. Gene Ontology annotation, molecular function: methyltransferase activity. The transcript is spliced from 9 exons. The record is from RefSeq and is a predicted model, not a curated record. Bases 149 to 1390 code for a protein of 413 amino acids.
UUCACGUUUCCGCCCCCUCUCCCAGUGUGUUCCGUCAACUCAAUUUCUUCCAUUCCUUGACUUUGCUGACUCUUCGAGAUCCGGAAUCGUGGUAGGGAAGAUUUGAGUGAAGUUCAAACGAACUCAAAACAUUGCAGAACCCGGUAUCAUGGCCUCUCAACAGCCUGAGCAGUCCGAGCAGCCCGAACAACCGCCGGCGGCCGCGGUAUCGGCGCCAUCGACUGCCCCUGUCGAGCAGGAAGAAACAACGACCGAGACCACCGCCACGACAACUGUAGCCCCAGCUCUAGCUCCAGAGACGGAGACGGCUGCGGCCUCGCCGGCUCCCGCCGCCCCCGUCAGCGAGGAGGCGACGGCAACUGAUGCCGAGACGGCCGGAAUUCUCCCCGCUGAGCACUGGGUGCAGGCGGCACGAGACGCCGGCGAUGACGGCGACGCCGACUCCGCCCUGGGUGACGACACGGCGAGCUCCACGGCGUCGCUCACCUCGACCAUCCUCCAGUACCGCAAGAUCCACGGGAGGACGUUCCACGGCGAGGUCGGCGACGCGCAGUACUGGGGGAGCAACGACGAGCCGCAGAACGAGGCCUGGGACAUCAACCAUCACCUGCUCACCCUGUCGAUGGGUGACAGGCUUCACUUGGCACCGCUCAACAAGAACAAGUUGAACAAAGCUCUCGACAUCGGAACGGGAACAGGCAUUUGGGCUAUCGACUUUGCGGAUGAAUACCCCGAAUGUGAGGUUAUCGGAACCGACAUCUCACCCAUCCAGCCUAGCUGGGUCCCGCCCAACUUGAAAUUCGAGAUCGACGACUGCACGCGCGAGUGGACCUUUGAGCCCGAGACCUUCGACUACGUCCACAUCCGCUUCCUCGUCGGCAGCAUCCCCGACUGGCCGGCGCUCUUCAAGCAGGCGUACCGCGCCCUCAAGCCCGGCGGCUACCUCGAGAGCUUCGAGGUCUCGCCGGCCAUCCUCAGCGACGACGACACCGUGCCCGAGACGAGCGCGCUCGGCCAGUGGGGCAAGUUCUUCGAGGAGGGCGGCCGCAAGAUGGGCCGCACCUUCAUGGUUCUCGACGAGCACCUGCAGCAGAGGUCGAUGGAGGAGGCCGGGUUCGAGCACAUCACCGAGUGGAACAACAAGGCCCCCAUCGGCAGCUGGCCCAAGGACCCGGCCAUGAGGGAGAUUGGCGAGUGGGCGCAGCUGACCCUCCUCUCGGACAUCGAGGGCUACGUCCUCUUCAUGGCCAACGUCAUGUCCACGUGGUCCCGGGAGGAGAUCCAGAUCUACGCGGCGCAGCUCCGCCGCGAGAUCCGCUCCGGCAAGCUCCACGGCUACUACCGCCAGAGAGCGGUCUGGGGACAGAAGCCUCUCCGGGCUGGUGCGUAGUGGGAGCGGCUUUCCCGACAGCGUGGAGUUGCUCAGGAACUCCGGACUGGCAGAACUAGGGUACUAUGACGCGGCAUGUCCAGUAUUGCGCCGCCUGUCACUAGACGAUGGCCAGUCCGAGAGACAAAUCGAUCAUUGACCAAAAAAACAUGGCUUUCUGGUCUGGUUGUCAAACUACUCCGGGCGUCGGCUCGGGUGCCCUCGAUGUGGAGAGCUCGUUGAUGAGGUCGGCCCUGGCCAGUUGUAAGAGGUCUUUCGCGUCGGGAACUAAUGCGAGAAAAUAGGCCAAUGAAGUCAGGCAGUGUCCAAAAGAGAGAAUAAAACUUGGCAGAAGAUGCCUUUUGAAACC